Messenger RNA from Umbelopsis ramanniana AG, 1585 nucleotides. RefSeq lists its product as uncharacterized. The coding region runs from base 28 to 1461 and encodes 477 amino acids. NCBI's taxonomy places the organism in Eukaryota, Fungi, Mucoromycota, Umbelopsidomycetes, Umbelopsidales, Umbelopsidaceae. The record is from RefSeq and is a predicted model, not a curated record. The transcript has 2 exons. Gene Ontology annotation, molecular function: protein dimerization activity.
GUUCUUGGUCUCAUCACAUAUAAAUAUAUGAUAACCAGCUCAGCUUCGGACCCUGCUUUUAACUUUCUCUCACAUUCUCAACAACUUCCUCGCCUUUCCUUUCCCUCCAGUAUGCAAUUUGCUCCAAGCCGCCAGCAGUCACCGCAGCCUGGUGCAUCGUAUGGUUGGCCAAAAGACUCCACAAAUCAAAAUCAAUUUAAUUGGGAGCUGUUUGACCAGCCGACACAAGGCUACCUUUCUCCUGAUAGCCUUUCUGGCGACGAUAACUUUCAUAUCAGAAGCAGUUCAUCCGAUAGUUCGUAUUCAGUACCCACCGAAGAAGGAAUUAACGUGCUGGAAGCUCAGUAUCGCAACAUUUCCGAUAUGAACCAUGUAAAAGUAGAAGAUAUGGCAGCAACCAGUAACAUGGAUAUGCCUAUGAACACAUAUACACGAAAGCGACCUAGAAGCGAUUUAGAAAACAGUGAAUUUCAAUCAGCGAACCCUUACAACGUUGCACCAUCUAUCACCAUCCCUUCCAGCCCUGUCAAAGAAGAUGAUGAUGAUGAUAAAGAAUUUGGAUCUACCGACAAAAUCAACAGAAUAGCUCACAAUGCCAUCGAAAGACGUUACCGCAAUAAUAUCAACGACUGCUUGAGCGAUUUGAAGAAUGCCGUUCCAGCUCUGAAAUUCGCCAAAGUCAAAGAUAAUACUAUCGAUGAUGCCCAAUCCACCGUUGACCAAGGCAAUGAGCAAGAAGAAGAAUUGAUCGAUGGUGUUCCUGUUGCCACCAAGCUGAAUAAGGCCACCAUUCUUCGCAAGGCAACUGAAUAUAUUGUUCAUCUUAAGGCUACCAUCGAACAAAGCGAGAGUGAAAACAAAGCUCUUCAAAACUUAAUUUUGCAGCUUCCUCGUGGAGGAGAAGUCGUCUCCUACUACCGCAUGCAAAAGCAACAAUUCGAAGCCUACGAACAAGAACGUAUGGCUUAUGACCGACAAAUGGCUCAUGAACGAAAACAAAGAGAAAAACGAGAAGCGCGACGCAAGUCCAAAAUGAUUCGACGUGGUCAACUCACCGAACCCGUGGUCAAGUCUAGAACAUCUUCUACUUCCUCCUCUUCGUCAUCUAGCCAAACAUUCAUGGUUCUAUUCCUCGGCAUGACCUUCUUCUCAAACUCAAAUUAUCUCCAACCCGCACAUAACAUGUCCUCUGUGCCUCAUGAUACUGCUUCAAGCUCUAUGAUGUACGCUUCUAAAGGCUUUGACUUCUGGUAUGUGAACGUUUUUUUAGUUGCUCCCACUUCCCAAACGAAACCUAUUUCUAACUUGCAAAAUUUUUUCUUUAGGUCAUUACUCCGAAUGUUUUUGAUUCUGUUUGCUAUAUACAGUAUUUGCAAGACAAUCUUCAACAGCAACUUUCGAUCAAGGAAAUGCAAGAGCCUCGACGUACAACGAUCAGAGCGACUCUGUACCUGUGAAUAAUCUGCCUUAUACCCUCUCAACCACCACCACACCUCAUUUUGCAUAUAAGAUACUUUAGUUUGGUCUAGCCGUACCAAUAAAAUAGCUCAUCCCUUCCAUGCCAUUAAGGGUAUAUUAGUUUAUA